Naegleria gruberi is the source of this 2539-nucleotide messenger RNA. RefSeq lists its product as uncharacterized. NCBI's taxonomy places the organism in Eukaryota, Heterolobosea, Eutetramitea, Acrasida, Naegleriidae. The record is from RefSeq and is a predicted model, not a curated record. The transcript has a single exon. Bases 128 to 2371 code for a protein of 747 amino acids.
GAAUUGGUCCAAUAAGAACGACCUUCAUAAGUCUACACUUAAAUUCUCAUAGUAGCCGAAUAUUGAAUGUAUUCCGAUUAGAAUCAAAAACAAACUCUACAAUUUCAAAGUAUUAUUCAACAACAUCAUGUCUGCCAACAAUAUCCUUAAAAAAAAGUCAGUGAUUUAUGAUAAGGAUGCUGGAGGUGUUUAUAAGAAAAAGUUGAGAAAGAUCUUUACUAGUACUGACCCUGAAAUGAAUCCUCAUAAUGCUAAUACUCAUCAUUUUGAUUCGUCUAAUAAUAUUGGUGCUUCUGAUUCAUUUUCAGCUCUCUUGAUGGAUGCAACAACUACAAACACUGCUAAUAAUGCAACAUCAUCUACAAACCACCAUCAAAAUACAAACUCUAAUGGACAUGCAUCAUCGAAUGGACAUUCAGAAUCUGCUGGUUCUCAUCAUGAUAUUACAGUGAAACCAUUCUAUAAUAUUGGUGAUAUUGUCAUGUUCAGAGAAAGAUCUCAAACAGUUGAUCAAAUUGGUUUUGUAUAUCACAAGAAGGCUUCUUCAUUACAUGAGAAGGAACGUAUUCCUAAAUGUGUUGUCUACAUGCUCAGUGAUGAAAAGUAUUGGGUAUUGGAAUGGUUACUCAUGAAGGAAAAUAACAUUGAAGCUGGUGAAAGAACAUUUGAAUCGAGUGAGAAAUCAUCUCCUCCUCCACUAAAUGCACCUUCUACUACAUCUAAUCUUGGUGCCACUGGUAAUAAUAGCCAUAAUAGUCAUAAUGGUCAUAAUAACAUUGUUAAUAAUAACAUGACUUCAUCAAAGAGUAAUAACAAUUUAAAUCUCUUAAAUAACCUAAUGGGUAGUUCUAACAAUAAUAAUAAUAUGGAAAUUCCUACGAAUGGCACCAAUCCAGCACAAAACGGUUCGCUUAAUAACUCUUUAAUGACUUCUAGAUUUGGCCAUCACCACACACAAAACGGAAAUGUUCCUAACGGAUUUUUAAAUAACACAAAUGGACAUUAUCAUGGCAUUACCAAAUCUACGAAAACCUCCUCAAGUAGCAUUCAAUUGUCUCAACACCUUACCUCAUUACUUUCUUCCCUUGAUUCCAAAUUCUCAAAUCCUUCUGCUGCAUCCUUAACAUUUGAUAAUGAAGCCACCAUGAUGGAUGAUGAAGACAAUUCGGAAAAGAAUCCCUUCUCCUCCUCAUCCAAUCAAAUACCUCAAACUUUGCAAUCUGAACCAUCAAACAAAUUAUCUUCCAGAACACAAAACGCAUUCCAUACUUCCUCCGCUUCUGCUACCAAUAACAACACCUCACCACCUCACCAUCAAAAUAAUUCAGUUGCUGCAGUAAUGUCAGCAGAAGUGAAAGAAUUACUCCUAAGCCACCCUUUUUUGAGUCAAAAAAACGUCUCUACAUCAAAUCAAAGCCAACAGCUCUCCUCAGCAACCACCACAACUACUUCCUCUAACCGUAACGCCAAUAAUUCAAGUUCGGCCACCUCUUCUCAACCAAAUUUAACUCGUGCAUCGUCUUCGUCAAAUAUUAAUAGUAAUAGUGUUAAUAACAAUAAUAAUAACAACAAUAACAAUACAACAACAACGAUGGAAAAAUUGGCUCAACAAUCACAAUUUAAUUUGUUUGGUAAUGGUUCUGCAAAUAUUGGUGGUGGUAAUGAUGGAGGUUCCAUGAUGGGCUCGGGUGCUAAUGGUCUUCAUCAUUCGAUGAAUUCCAUGAGGAGAAUACCUAGCAAUGGUAACAUUGGUCUCGGCAAUAAUAUGGGAAAUAUGAAUCAAUUGUUUGCUAGUGAUGUUAACGAUGCAAAUUCACAACUUAAAAAGCAAAUUGUCUUGAAUCAUAUUCAACAACGACAACAAUUAGUGAAUCAACAAUUGAUGGAAUUGUUGAACCAACAAAAUAGAAGACCAAUGAGUAGCUUUCCUAUUCCUUCCUCCAAGUAUGAUCUCAACCUUCUCAAUAUUGCCAACAAUUAUCAAUACAAUAUCACACCAUCAUAUGGUCCAUACUCCCAACCAGCCAUUGUUUCCUUCAAUCAUAAUUUUGAACUGAGGCCAACAGAUAUGCUCCAAUUCCUCAUCAUUCAAGUUAAGGAUGGACAAAAUUUGAAAGCAUUCUGUGUUAAUCCAGUUAUUUCCUAUGACAAUGAUACUCUUGUUGCCCUCAAUGAUCUCAGCAAUAGAGUAACUCUUGUUGGUGCCAAUGGAAAUAUUCCAAAUCUUGAUGAAGAAUUAUCCAAGUUUGUUCACUCCAGUCCUCUAUUGGUUACUCUUCCACCACAAGAAGAACCAAGUAAUGUUCUCAUAGUUUUGAUGAAGAACUUUAUUCCGAUUACCUCUCCUCUUCUCUUUGAAUAUACACCAUAGACUGUCAAGCAGCAUGUCUCUUGAGAAUAUUAAAAGACAUGGUUAGUACGACCACUGCAAUUUUCACCAUAACAAUGCUAUCAACAGCUUCGUUCACUAGGAUCACACAUCUUUUUAGGGAAUUAUUUCAAUAUCUAAAAAGAAUUGUAAAUAAAUUUUCGUUCAUCG